AUGUCCACCGAUUCUUCGUGGACAUGGAGUGUUCCAUAUCAGCAGUACUAUCGUUACGAUGAGCAGCGUGUCCUCGUAUGGUAUCGAGCCAUAGCCGACGAGACAGCAAGGGCUCAACAACCUCGCUCUUUACCCCAAACCGAAGAGACUGUAGCCUCGGGUCUUCAGGAAGGACGGUUGAGACCGCAAAACCUCUCAAAUAGUACCUCAGGCCGCACAUAUCCGCACCGAACACAGUUAUCGAACACUUCACAGGCCACUCAAAGCUCACCAUCGCCGCAAUAUUAUCCGGCGUCUCUAGCGCAGCGCCACUAUACACAUCCCCGUAACACUCCCUCUUAUAACUCUUCUAAUAUCCGCCAAGGUCUAAGGCCGUCUUCAAACGCAGGAGACGACGAAGAAGAGGAGAUAGACGGCCAAGAUAACCAAAUUUCUGAGGAGGAAGACGAACUAGGGAAGCGCCAGGGACGGCGGAAACAGAGGAAACGACGGAAAUUGCGGGAAGAGGACGAGACGGAAUAUUGUAAUGGGAUGGCAUUGCAUAGCCACCCGAACAGAUCCCACCCCCAGCUACCCUGGCUAUGUCGAACGCUCUCGGCAGACAAUAACUUCAAGGGCACCGGCGCCUGCCCCAACGUCCGAAUACUCAUUACGUUGACAUUAGGAGUGACAUCAACGCAAGGGCUGUCUCGAAAAUCCAGCCCCAGGAGUAAAGUCAACACCCCGUGUGUGAUGAUACUAGCCGGUAGAUUGUCUCGAGAUAGGAAUGGGAUAUCUUAG
Molecule: messenger RNA, 780 nt
Organism: Mytilinidion resinicola
Lineage: Eukaryota; Fungi; Ascomycota; Dothideomycetes; Mytilinidiales; Mytilinidiaceae
Exons: 5
Coding region: 1-780 (259 amino acids)
Source: RefSeq, a predicted model, not a curated record